CGGCCGGCUAGCGCUGCCGAAUAGCUCUCAUAGGCAGCGUUUACGCCGUCGACGCGAUCCCAUCGACCGGCGGCCAUGCGAGCCCUGCGCGCCUGGCUGCCCCUCGCCCUCGCCGCACGCGUACGAGCCCGGAGCUACGCCAUGGCGCUGGCAGGCUGCAGCAACCAAACCUAUCACAUGAGCGACUUAGCGACGAUCGCGGGCAGCCAGCGCGGCGUCUGGGAGGAGCUGGGGAGCGUCGUGCCCUGGUGGAGCGUGCUGAGUAGUCCCGAGUUCGACGGCACCAACACCCUUAAUGAAGAUAAAAUGCGGACCUUCUACGACACGGGCGAGGAGGCCGUCGCCAAGGCCUUGGCCCGGACGGCGGAAAUAGCUCGUACCCACGGCGCGCGCGCGGUCUGGUCCGGCGGCGGCAUUGGGAGUACAGCUAUUGAUUUUGGCUGCGGUGUCGGGAGGUUGGCGCGGGCCCUCGCAGGGCGCUUCGCGAGCGUCUAUUGUGUGGACCACUCCACGGCCCAUCUGGGGCUCGCCGCUCGAUCUAUACAAGGCCGGGAGGCCUCGCGGCUCCAUUACGUGGCGACAUCGCAAGCCGGUGCCGAAAUAAUAAAUGAGGCCGCGGACUUCGUCUUGUCGCUGCUCUCGUUGCAGCACAUGGUGCCCCAGCUGCAGGUCGCGGCUCUCGAGCAUUUGUGCGACGCGCUGCGCGUGGGCGGGCUGGGGCGCGUCCAGCUGCUUACCGGGUAUAGCGACUCCCCUUACGUGGAGCGGGACUGUGAUUGGAGGUUAGCCGUGGAGGAGCGGGGCAUGCAGCUCCACUUCCUGCCGCUGGACGAGGCGACGCGCCACCUGACGGAGCGGGGCUGCGCCGUGUUGGCGGAGGAGCCGUGCGACGACCACGUGUCCAUCCCCGACCGCGCGUCGACGGCGCACUGCGUGACCUUCGCGAAGGGUAGUGUGGUAAGUUAGAAG
Molecule: messenger RNA, 969 nt
Organism: Pelagomonas calceolata
Lineage: Eukaryota; Pelagophyceae; Pelagomonadales; Pelagomonadaceae
Source: the annotation of a GenBank genome assembly